AUGGAACACCACGAAAGAACGCAGAUUCUCCAGGUUCGCACUCAGCGAUGGGAAGUUCACAAUCCGUCCGUCGGCAGCCAUAGCAUUACCAAUGUCGAACAACGUCUGGGCGCAUCUGCACCGGUUCUCCAUGUCAGCGCAGUAUCCCUCACUGUAGACCUCCCUGGAAAUGGCCUGCAGAGUGGGGAAGUCGAUGAUGGUGUCGACCUUCGGGUUGCACACCUCAAGUUCCCACUCCCUAUCGAAUCUGUAGAAAAUCCAGGCAUGAGGAAUGACUUCGUUCCUUAUCAGCCAGUCAGUCGAAGGCUCCACGGUAUGCACAGCAGGGAAGAACGCCGUCAUAUUGGGAAACAGGCCGCGCAGAAUGCCCUCGGCGCUCUGAAUCGUGCGUCCCACGUCGCUGGAGCGAGUGUAUGA
This is a messenger RNA of Trypanosoma grayi, 417 nucleotides long. RefSeq lists its product as hypothetical. NCBI's taxonomy places the organism in Eukaryota, Euglenozoa, Kinetoplastea, Trypanosomatida, Trypanosomatidae. The record is from RefSeq and is a predicted model, not a curated record. The transcript has a single exon. Bases 1 to 417 code for a protein of 138 amino acids.